Messenger RNA from Lymnaea stagnalis (great pond snail), 896 nucleotides. The record is from the annotation of a GenBank genome assembly. NCBI's taxonomy places the organism in Eukaryota, Metazoa, Mollusca, Gastropoda, Lymnaeidae.
UAUAAUUUCCACAUGAGAAAAUGCAUUUACCAAUGCUUGAGUUAUCAUGUUGCCAUCCAAUAUUGCACACCUCUUAUAAGUUUUAUUGGACCAGAGCUUUUUGGGCAAAACAUAAGUUCAAAGCUAGAGAAAACUGUUGUUGCGCAAAUGGCAUACGAAAUAGGUAUUUUGGCUUAUGUUCAGGUUGACCACUUUUUGCACAAUUCAAGCCCCAUCACUCUGGCUUGGGAUGCCACUUUCCUGAAUGGAGCGCACAUUAAUGGGGUGCACAUUCACACAAAAUCCCAUGCAUUAACCAUGCAUAUAGGACACUUGCCGGGUGGAUGCACGGAAGAUUAUGUUGAACACAUAUACCAGUCACUCCUCAAUAAAAGUAUAUUCCUGGGCAUAUGUUUUGCAAGAGAUAGACAUUAAAAAUCACAUCUUUAAAUCCAUUAAAAGCACUAUGUCAGACAGGGCAAAAGUAAACCAUUGUGUAGUUGAGCGCUUGGAGCAUGAUCUACAAACACAAUUAAUACAGCUUAACUGUAACCUCAAUCCCCUUGAUGGCCUGGCCCAUGCUGCUAGAGAUUGUCUUCAAAAACUGGAAACUGAGUGGAGGAGGAAGAGCUCAGGCUAUAAGCAGAAUGGCGGCAUUGUUGCUAACUUGAUUCACUGCUUUUCAAAAAUGAGGUGAGUAAGGUAUCUUAAGUUUAAGACUCUGUAAACAGUAUGUUUUUAACAUGUUAAGCUGCAUUAAAUUGGUGUAAUUAAUUAGUUAUUGGUUAAUAUUUUUGUCUUCAGGUAUAAACAAGGAUCAGGUGACCCUGGAGGCUUCAUGGCAUUUUUAAAAAAAAGAAGGAUUGAAACCUGGAGUCACUCUUCGAUACGUGGGCAAUCAACUUCGUGUAAUGUUU